Messenger RNA from Trichomycterus rosablanca, 1665 nucleotides. RefSeq names its product FRA10A associated CGG repeat 1 (gene fra10ac1). Bases 60 to 1052 code for a protein of 330 amino acids. Lineage: Eukaryota; Metazoa; Chordata; Actinopteri; Siluriformes; Trichomycteridae. The record is from RefSeq and is a predicted model, not a curated record. The transcript has 14 exons.
UCAUCACUGAGCGCAUGGAAUAAACCUCUAGAGCUGGCGCGUAAACACAGAUGUGAGGAAUGGAUCAGAGUCUCGAUCUUGUUAAGGUGCACGGGGGCGGCGGGUAUGACUCAGAUUUCAGUGAUGAUGACGGUGGAGGAGAAUCAUCGCAGCAUGAUGGGAAGAGGCGUGGUGAAGACGAGCUGCUGCAGAAGCCGUUCCAGCGAGGCAAACACACCAAAGUGGCUCACAGAAACGUGGCUGAUGAAGAAUGGGACAGAGAGGAGGCCAGGAACAGGCGGCACCAUCUCAUAUCCAUGAACGCUUUUGACAGACAUAAGAAGUUUGUGAAUGAUUAUAUUCUGUACUAUGGAGGGAAGCGGGAGGACUUUAGAAGAGCCAGGACAAAAGACCGGACCGAUCUGGACGUGGUGAAGGAGAAUCACCGCUUCCUUUGGAGAGAUGAGGAUGAGGAGGAUAUGACGUGGGAGAAGGAGCUCGCUAAAACCUACUACGAUAAACUGUUUAAAGAGUACUGCAUCGCUGACCUCAGCAAGUAUAAAGAAAACAAGUUUGGAUUCCGGUGGCGUAUUGAAAAUGAAGUGGUAUCUGGAAAAGGUCAGUUUGUGUGUGGUAAUAAGCGCUGUGAGAUGAAGGAGGGUCUGAAGAGCUGGGAGGUGAACUUCGCUUAUGUGGAGCAGGGCGAGAAGAGAAACGCUCUGGUGAAACUACGUCUCUGUCCAGAAUGUUCCUUUAAACUGAACUUCCAUCACAAGAGGAAGGAGGUGAAAGUUACGAGGAAACGUCGUUCCAAAGAGAACAGAGACGAACGAGCCGCCAAAAUGUCCAAACGCAAGUCCAAGCACAGAGAGAAGCGCAAACACAAGAAGAGGAGAAAAGAACGUUCCUCAUCCAGUUCUGAGGAUUCUCCUGGAUCAGAGAAAGAUUCGGAGAGUGAAGAGGAGGCUGGAGGUCCCUCGGAGUCUGAGUACUGGAAGGGCCCGGCUCCGGCUCUGGAGGAGAAAUCUCGAGAGGACGAGUUUGACGAGUACUUUGAGGACAUGUUUCUCUGACCAGGGGACCAAAAGAUCCAGAUCAUGACCACAGUGCCUUGAUCAAGAUCAUCGUUUUCAAAUAAAUUCUCAUUGUUUUGUUGAACAUUUGCUAUUUUUAUGUUUAUUUUAAUAAUAAAAGACUUUGUGCACCCAUUUAUACUUUGCUUACAACAGUGUACCUGCCCCCGUACUCCAUUUAUCAAUCCUGACUACCCACUGUCAUGUUCCUCCUUUUUGGGGCGUCUGAUGUUUCUCCUUUCUUAAGUCUGAUGCCCUCCUUAUUGGUGUCUGAUGCCCUCCAUUUUGGGGAUCUGAUGCCCUCCUUAUUGGGGUUUGGUGUUCUUUUUGGGGAUCUGAUGUUCCCCCUUUUUGAGGUCUGAUCUUUGGUCUGAUCUUUUUUUCACUAACAUGGUUUACAUUUAAUAAAAAAUAAACUAGUACAGUAAGUGAAUGUUCUUAUUUGAAUUAAUACUUCAUUUAUGUAUUUUGAACACAUUGGCGUCCUUGGCAGCGAAAAGUUUGAAAAGUGCCGCUAUUGAGGAGCACCACAUGAGGUGGGAUCUGUCGGAAUACGGGUGGGAAAAGCAGUUGCGUGUGUAUGAGUGUAAAAUAAAGAGAUUUGCUUACUGUA